Molecule: messenger RNA, 663 nt
Organism: Boleophthalmus pectinirostris (great blue-spotted mudskipper)
Lineage: Eukaryota; Metazoa; Chordata; Actinopteri; Gobiiformes; Gobiidae
Exons: 2
Coding region: 1-663 (220 amino acids)
Source: RefSeq, a predicted model, not a curated record
AUGAGCUCAGUGAGACCGAGUCCACGGACCCGAGUCCACGGACCCCCCGAGUCCACACACCCCGAGUCCACACACCCCGAGUCCACACACCCCGAGUCCACCCCCGACCCGAGUCCACACCCCCCCGAGUCCACCACCACCGAGUCCACGGACCCCCGAGUCCACACGAGACCCCCGAGUCCACACACCACCACGAGUCCACGGACCCCCGAGUCCACACACCCCCCGAGUCCACACACCCCCGAGUCCACACACCCCCCCGAGUCCACACCCCCGAGUCCACACCCCCGAGUCCACGAGUCCACCCCCCGAGUCCACACCCCCGAGUCCACACACCCCCCGAGUCCACACCCCCGAGUCCACACACCCCCCGAGAGUCCACACACCACCCCGAGUCCACACCCCCCCCACACCCCCGAGUCCACGAGACCCCCCGAGUCCACACCCCGAGUCCACGAGUCCACGAGUCCACACCACCCGAGUCCACGAGACCCCCCCGAGUCCACGGACCCCCGAGUCCACACACCCGAGUCCACACCGAGUCCACACCCCCCCGAGUCCACACCCCCCCGAGUCCACACACCCGACCCACCACCACCGAGGACGAGUCCACACCCGUCCACCGAGUCCACGUCCCAGUCCACGUUUCCACGAUUUCCAUGA